Otolemur garnettii (small-eared galago) is the source of this 5222-nucleotide messenger RNA. RefSeq names its product anoctamin 1 (gene ANO1). Lineage: Eukaryota; Metazoa; Chordata; Mammalia; Primates; Galagidae. Bases 648 to 3671 code for a protein of 1007 amino acids. The record is from RefSeq and is a predicted model, not a curated record. Gene Ontology annotation, molecular function: protein dimerization activity; chloride channel activity. Gene Ontology annotation, cellular component: plasma membrane. Gene Ontology annotation, biological process: chloride transmembrane transport. The transcript is spliced from 27 exons.
AAGAAUUCCUACACUGUCCACUAGAAAGACUUGGGGAAAGGGGCAGGUGAAAGGAAACAGAAUUUGGGGACAGGAGCCCAAAAAAAGGGAAUCUACUGGAGAGGCAGGAGUAGCGUGUUACAGGCAACCAAAUGUCUUGAACCUGGCUAAGGCGUGAAUCGCAGAAACAAGAGAUUAGAUACCAUUUGUCUUCAGUAAAGCAACAGGGGGCGCUGUCCGUCCAGGAGAAGGUACAGUGCCUGAGAGAUUGUCCCCCCACUGGACAGCCCCCAGAGGGAUUUGAGCACUAAGCCAUAAGCGCUAGCCCAGCCCUAGAGCCCUCUGAGGUCAGAAGUGUCAACUCAAUGUUUAGGAACACCAGUAUAUCCAGAAUGGACUAAUUAUAUUUUUACUCUAUUUUUUCACAAAUUAUACAUUGUGGAAUUCUGGAAGAUGCUUUGCCACUUGAACAUAAAUUUAUAAAGAUAGUGCAUUAGGAUUACACAAUACUGGUUGUUUACCAACAAGGAUAAGAAGAUAAAGUUACAUAAUCUCUCUGCCUGUGGACUUCUCCAGCCCUGAAAACUUGAACUUUUAGGGGCAAAGGCCAUAGAGGAGUGUUUGCAGUGAGGGUUGAGCCAGCCUUGGGCACUUCUCCAUACCCACUCAUGCUGUCCAAGGCCGCCGGGGCCGUGGAUGGGGAGGGCGCGCCGCCCGGCGGUCCCCACGCACAAGCAGCCACGAUGAGGGUCAACGAGAAGUACUCGACGCUCCCGGCCGAGGACCGCAGCGUUCACAUCGUCAACAUCUGCGCCAUCGAGGACAUAGGCUACCUGCCGUCCGAGGGCACGCUGCUGACCUCCCUGUCCGUGGACCCAGAUGCCGAAUGCAAGUAUGGGCUGUACUUCAGGGAUGGCAAGCGCAAGGUAGACUACAUCCUGGUAUACCAUCACAAGAGGGCCUCGGGCAGCAAGACGCUAGCCAGGAGGGUCCAGCACAAUGACGCUGGCCUGGGGACACGUGGCGCUAAGCAGGACCAGCCCCUGCCUGGAAAAGCAGGCCCGUUGGAAGCAGGCCCGCCUGAACCCCCAGUGGACUACCACGAAGAUGACAAGCAGUUUCGCAGGGACGAGUAUGAAGGCAAUCUCCUGGAGGCCGGCCUGGAGCUGGAGCGGGACGAGGACACGAAAAUCCAUGGACUUGGGUUUGUGAAGAUCCAUGCCCCUUGGAACGUGCUGUGCAGAGAGGCUGAGUUUCUGAAGCUGAAGAUGCCAACAAAGAAGAUGUAUCACAUUAAUGAAACCCAUGGCAUCCUGAAAAAAAUCAACUCUGUGCUCCAGAAAAUCACAGACCCCAUCCAGCCCAAAGUGGCUGAGCACAGACCCCAGACCAUGAAGAGACUCUUCUACCCUUUCUCCCGGGAGAAACAGCAUCUAUUUGACCUGUCUGAUAAGGAUUCCUUUUUCGACAGCAAAACCCGGAGCACAAUCGUCUAUGAAAUUCUGAAAAGAACGACAUGUACCAAAGCCAAGUACAGCAUGGGGCAAGGCGAGGGAAGGAAGAAGGACUCCGCCCUUCUAAGUAAAAGGCGGAAGUGUGGGCAGUACGGCAUCACGAGCCUGCUGGCCAAUGGUGUGUACUCUGCUGCUUACCCGCUGCACGAUGGAGACUAUGAAGGUGAAAACGUUGAGUUCAAUGACAGAAAACUCCUGUACGAAGAAUGGGCAAGGUACGGCGUCUUCUAUAAGUACCAGCCCAUCGACCUGAUCAGGAAAUACUUUGGGGAGAAGAUUGGCCUGUACUUCGCCUGGCUGGGUGUGUACACCCAAAUGCUCAUCCCAGCCUCUGUCGUGGGAAUCAUAGUUUUCCUUUACGGAUGUGCCACCGUCGAUGAGAACAUCCCCAGCAUGGAGAUGUGCGACCAGAGACGUAACAUCACCAUGUGCCCGCUCUGCGACAAGACCUGCAGCUACUGGAAGAUGAGCUCAGCCUGCGCCACAGCCCGCGCCAGCCACCUCUUCGACAACCCAGCCACUGUCUUCUUCUCCGUCUUCAUGGCCCUCUGGGCUGCCACCUUCAUGGAGCACUGGAAGCGGAAACAGAUGCGGCUCAAUUACCUCUGGGACCUCACAGGCUUCGAGGAGGAGGAGGAGGCCGUCAAGGAUCACCCCCGUGCUGAGUACGAAGCCAGAGUCUUGGAGAAGUCUUUGAGGAAAGAGUCCAAAAACAAAGAGACGGACAAAGUAAAGCUGACCUGGAGAGACCGGUUCCCAGCCUACUUCACCAACUUGGUGUCCAUUAUCUUCAUGAUCGCAGUGACUUUUGCCAUCGUCCUUGGCGUCAUCAUAUACAGAAUCUCCACAGCUGCUGCCUUAGCCAUGAACUCCUCCCCCUCCAUACGCUCCAACAUCCGGGUCACGGUCACAGCCACCGCAGUUGUCAUCAACCUGGUGGUGAUCAUCCUCUUGGAUGAGGUCUACGGCUGCAUAGCCAGGUGGCUCACCAAGAUCGAGGUCCCAAAGACGGAGAAGAGCUUCGAGGAGAGGCUGAUCUUCAAGGCUUUCCUGCUGAAGUUUGUGAAUUCCUACACCCCCAUCUUUUACGUGGCUUUCUUCAAAGGCCGGUUUGUGGGACGCCCAGGCGACUAUGUGUACAUUUUCCGUUCUUUCCGGAUGGAGGAGUGUGCCCCGGGGGGCUGCCUGAUGGAGCUCUGCAUCCAGCUCAGCAUCAUCAUGCUGGGGAAGCAGCUGAUCCAGAACAACCUAUUUGAGAUUGGCAUCCCGAAAAUGAAGAAGUUCAUCCGUCACAUGAAGCUGAAGCGGCAGAGUCCCCCCGAGCAUGAGGAGCACGUGAAGAGGCGGCAGCGGCACGAGGUGGACUACAACCUGGAGCCCUUCGCCGGCCUCACGCCCGAGUACAUGGAGAUGAUCAUCCAGUUUGGCUUUGUCACCCUGUUUGUCGCAUCCUUCCCCCUGGCCCCACUGUUUGCACUGCUGAACAACAUCAUUGAGAUCCGCCUGGAUGCCAAAAAGUUCGUCACUGAGCUCCGGAGGCCAGUGGCUGUCAGAGCCAAAGACAUCGGAAUCUGGUACAAUAUUCUCAGAGGCGUUGGGAAGCUUGCUGUCAUCAUCAACGCCUUUGUGAUCUCCUUCACAUCCGACUUCAUCCCGCGUCUGGUGUACCUGUACAUGUACAGCCAGGACGGGACCAUGCACGGCUUCGUCAACCACACCCUGUCCUCCUUCAACGUCAGUGACUUCCAGAACGGUACAGCCCCCAACGACCCCCUGGACCUGGGCUACGAGGUGCAGAUCUGCAGGUACAAAGAUUACCGAGAACCCCCGUGGUCCGAACACAAGUACGACAUCUCCAAGGACUUCUGGGCCGUCCUGGCAGCCCGGCUGGCGUUUGUCAUCGUCUUCCAGAACCUGGUCAUGUUCAUGAGUGACUUUGUGGACUGGGUCAUCCCUGACAUCCCCAAGGACAUCAGCCAGCAGAUCCACAAGGAGAAGGUGCUCAUGGUGGAGCUGUUUAUGCGGGAAGAGCAGGGCAAGCUCCAGCUGCUGGACACCUGGAUGGACAAGGAGCACAAAAAGGAUGAGCCGUGCAACAACCACAGCCCCAGAGCCGGCCCUGACAGCCUCGGCGGCACCCCGGCCCCCAGCCACGCACACCACGGCAGCGUCCUGUAGCUGCCACUGGUGGGGCUGUGCAGACCAGCGGGCAUCCGACCAACGGGCACCCUCUCCCCGGGCCGGCGGCUUCUUGACCCCACCAGAGCCCGGUGGCGCCUAUGUUUUCUGCAAACAUGGAGGACCACUUUCUGAUAGGACGAUACUUUUCUUCCUUCGUUCUCUUUUUUUUUUUUCCCUCUGUUUUUGCACAAAACCAUUAUGCAGGGAAUUUUUUUUUUAUCUUUAGUAUUCAAGGUGAAUCAAAAUUAUGGCUGGUGAUUGGGCAAUAAUUACAUAUAGUAAAGGCAGGUGCUUUGCAGAAACAGUUCUUGGACUUGAGUCUCCUUCGCAGUGGAAGGUGAACAGGGGCCCCUAGAAAUCUUCUUUCUUAGUCCUUCUGUUGCCUUAAGAUAAGUGCAAAAUGGUACGCCACGGCAUUGGGCAAAAGCUAGGGCGAUUUUUCAGGAAGAAUGGAGAAACUGAGAAGGAAUAACAGCAUUGACAUCGAUUCCCAAAGGGGUCAUCUGCCUCUAUGUCAGAAAAGCUGGAUGACUUUGAAUCAUCUUUUCCUUGGUAAUUUCAGAAGCUAAGACACCUUGGUCAAAGAAGUACCCCAUCACUGUCCCCAUGAGGUAUGUGGGGGUGUCCGAUUUAUUCUUGGAGUACUGGAUGGGUGCAGAUGUCCCUGAUCCCAUAUGUAACAGCACCCUUGGCAUAUGUCCCUUGCAGGCCCUACUGUCAGCCACACACCUGCCCCUGUCACACCGAGCUGACCUCAGAGGUGUUCAUCUUUGAUGUGUGAUAAAAGCAGAUUGACGGGGAAAAUGGGCAGGGAGAGAUUACCUCGGAAACAUCUCUAAAGAUGGCUUAAGGGUUUUAAGAUGUCUUAAGGCUGGGGGGGGGUGUCAUUCAAAGCUUUAGAAUAUUUAUUGGGGUUUUGUUUAAUCAAGUAUUUGGUAGAUUUGAGGACUAUUUUUUCUGUAGCUCAAAGGUGGAAGGAGUUAUUAGUUAACCAAAUAUUAUUGAGAGGAAUUUAAAAUACUGUUACUACCAAAGAUUUUUAUGAAUAAAGGCUUCUAUUUUGAUAAUAUUUCUCUAUAUUUUUACUCACAGGAAUGUCACUGUUGGAAAGUUAUCAUUCCAAAAGCUUGUAAAAACAAGUCUCAUAACUAAUAUGAGCAACCUAAAUUUGCAGCAAUUAUACUAACCAAUUAUCUGAAAUUUCUCAAGCACCAAGAGAAACAUAAAGAGAAAUGUUUCAUCAAAGGUGGGAAGAAAAAAAAAACAAAUAUAUUUGUCUUGAACAUAUCCUCGGUGUGAUGUUGACAUUCCCGUCAUCGGUUGUGAUCCGAGUCCAUAAGAGUCAUAGGUUUUCAUUAUUUGCUAAAAUCGUACAAUCUGAUGCUUCUAUUUUCUCUUGUACAGGAAGUAGUUUUGUAUAUAAAUAUUGUAUUAAAAUUAGGUGAUUACCAAAAACUCUUUUAUGGAAACAUUUUUUAAAAAGUGAAUGUGCACAAACCCACAGGGGACUGUGGCUGAACAUUCAUCUAAAUAAAUUUGAAUACAUGA